Molecule: messenger RNA, 1347 nt
Organism: Durotheca rogersii
Lineage: Eukaryota; Fungi; Ascomycota; Sordariomycetes; Xylariales; Xylariaceae
Exons: 7
Coding region: 1-1347 (448 amino acids)
Source: RefSeq, a predicted model, not a curated record
AUGGACUGGCCCAUGGAGGGCACGGAUUGGAACGAAUCCAACCUAAACAGCUUCAACUUCGAGGAGCGUUCUACCACGGUCCUACAGAAACGAGACUCUGACACGACACUAGUCAAAGAGACGCUGGAAGGCCAAGACUGGGAGAGUUGGAUUGACAAGACACAGGACGCCAUAUCCGCCGGAAACGGCCUUUACGUCGUACUCUUUAGUAGGGCGGAGCCCGUCUUCGAGGGGAUACCCGCACCCGUCUCGUGUAUCCCCGUCACGAAGGACGUAUGGAAAACACUGAUAAAGUUAUUUCGCGUUCAUCGAAGUAUAGCGAGGACGAUAGCUAGGAUGGCCACGUUCGUUGCGUCAGAUUACGAGCAGGAGGACGAGUCGGCGGAAUGCAAUAUAUUUUUCACCGCCAGGAUGUCAACGCAUCUCAACGGAGACUUGGCAUUGUCACUUACCUAUAUUCCGAGCACAGAAUCGACACUCGCUGUCAUGUAUGGGUGCAGCCCGCGCCAGAUACAGGAAAUCGAGAAGCGCAUUCGGGCCGCGGGAGAAAGGACAAAGUAUCCACUGCUUAUGCUCGGCAUAUUUGCUGAACUAGAGCGACAUGUUCUCUCAGCUAUGGUGGAAAGCCUCCUCGGUAAGUUUGUCCUGCGAGCCACCCGUCUCGAGACUGGAUCCUGGGAUCCGUCCCAGGAUCUGACCAAAGAGAAAACCCAAGAUCAGCUGCGGAUGUGCAUAGAGAGUAUGAAUCUCAAAGACCACAUUCGGGGAGUGAAGCGGCAAAUAUCGAAGCUCUUAGCCGAGAUGGACCAAUUCGAAGACCAUUUUGUUUCCCACGGAGGUGACGACGGAGGGCAUAAAGCGCUCUGGUUCAAGAGAGUGGGCCUGGAGAUGAAGAAGAGGCUCAAGGACAUUAUGAACGACUACGAAGAGAAAAUAGACGAGUGCAAUAUGAUCGUCGAAAAUAUAACGCUGGCCGCGCAAACGGUGUGGAAUCAAAUUGCGAUGCAUGAUUCGGAACUCAACACUCGGAUCGCGCGGGCGAACACGACGAUCGCCCUAGAAACGAAACGGGAGAGCACCCAGAUGAGGUCGAUCGCAUUGCUGACCAUGAUAUACUUGCCCAUCUCUAGCGUCGCGACCGUGUUCUCGAUGAACCUUUUUAACUGGGAGGCCGGAGACGGGGAACCGGUUGUCUCGCAUUAUAUAUGGGUGUUCAUCGUUUUCGCCGUAGGGUUUACGGCGAUUACUCUGAGCGUGUGGAUUUACCUGACGCGGCGGCACGAGAAGGAGGAGAGGAAGAUCGCCGACAGAUACCAGGCCUUAGAGCUUCAGAGUAAGAUGGCCUAA